Messenger RNA from Saitoella complicata NRRL Y-17804, 3813 nucleotides. Its product is annotated as phospholipase D. The transcript is spliced from 3 exons. The record is from RefSeq and is a predicted model, not a curated record. Gene Ontology annotation, biological process: phosphatidic acid biosynthetic process; intracellular signal transduction; cell motility. Gene Ontology annotation, molecular function: D-type glycerophospholipase activity; phosphatidylinositol binding. Lineage: Eukaryota; Fungi; Ascomycota; Saitoellomycetes; Saitoellales; Saitoellaceae. The annotation marks the transcript as partial.
CUCCUCGCCAGCGCGAUGAGGAGGGAUGAUGACCACGCGCCCCGGAUUCCGAUCUUAUUGAGUCAGUUGAAGUUACGGGUCGUCGAUUCCGCGAAUUUAGCGGCGAGACAACAUGCGAGUUUUCGGAUUGAGAUGGAGUAUGGAGGCGGGAGGAUGGCGUGGAGCGUUACCCGUGAAUUUCGGGAUUUUGCGGCGUUGCAUGGAAGGUAUCGCCUCAAGGAAUUACAGGAUAAGGGAAAGGGAAAGGGGGGGAGUUGGAAGCUGCCCCGCUUUCCGCGGGAUACGAUUCCGUAUCUUAGGGAGACAUUCGCGGUUGCGCAAAGGAAGAAGUUGGAGGAGUAUUUGCAUGGGUUGAUAAGGAUAUUGAUGUUCAGGCCUGAAGCGAAUCGGUUACUCAAGUUUCUGGAGAUCUCGGCGUUGGGGAUUCGGUUGGCGGCUGAGGGGACGUAUCAUGGGAAAGAAGGGUAUUUGGUCAUCAGGGGCGGGAAGGGGAGUAAUGGCGCGAGUCGGUUUAAUCCUGUGGAGAUUCGGAAGAGGCAUAGUCCGAAGUGGUUUUUGGUGAGGCACAGUUAUAUCGUUUGUGUGGAUCAUCCGGCGGAGAUGAAUAUCUAUGAUGUGUUUUUGGUGGAUGGGGAGUUUGGGGUUACGACGCAUGGGAAGAAGAAGGUUAACGUCGCGGGGCCGGGGCCGGGGAAUUCGAAGCCGCAUUCGAGGCCGCAGUAUCAUACGUUGAGGAUUAAGAAUGCGGAGAGGGAGUUGAAGUUGUUGGGACAGAACGAGCGGACGAUUGCGCAGUUUUAUGAGUCGAUUGAGAUGAUGCGGAAAGCUACGCCGUGGAGUGAGCCUAAUCGGUUUGAUUCUUUCGCGCCGAUUCGGACGAAUGUCGCGGCGCAGUGGUUGGUCGAUGGACGCGACUAUUUCUGGAACGUGAGUCGUGCGAUAUUGAAGGCGAAGGACGUGAUUUAUAUCCAUGAUUGGUGGUUGAGUCCGGAGCUUUAUAUGCGGAGGCCAGCGGCGACGAGUCAGAAAUGGAGACUGGAUCGGUUGUUGCAGAGGAAAGCCCAGGAGGGUGUCAAGAUUUUCGUCAUUGUUUAUCAUAAUGUCGGGACGACUGUACCGAUUGAUUCGCAGUAUACGAAGUAUUCGUUGCUUGAUUUGCAUCCGAAUAUCUUUGUGCAGAGGAGUCCGAGUCAUUUGAGGCAGAAUACGUUUUUCUGGGCGCAUCAUGAGAAGAUUUGUGUUGUUGAUCAUACGAUUGGGUUUGUUGGUGGGUUGGAUUUGUGUUUUGGGCGGUGGGAUACGCCGCAGCAUAUCUUGACGGACGAUAAACCGCUUGGGUUUGACGAGGCGGAGAGAGGGGAGUCGGUUGAUGAUCCCCAGAUUUGGCCUGGGAAGGAUUAUUCCAAUCCGAGAGUUCAGGAUUUCCAUGAUUUGGAUAAACCGUAUGAGGAGUUGUAUGAUCGGAGUCAGAUUCCGCGUAUGCCGUGGCAUGAUAUCUCGAUGCAGUUGUUGGGACAGCCGGCGAGGGAUUUGACGAGGCAUUUCGUGCAGCGGUGGAAUUAUCUGUUGCGACAUAAGAAGCCGAGUCGACCGACGCCAUUCCUCCUCCCACCGCCGGACUUUGGGAAGGAGGAGUUGGAGGAGUUGGGCUUGACCGGAACGUGCGAGGUUCAGAUUCUCCGGAGUGCGGGUAGUUGGAGUUUGGGUACGCCCGACAAGACUGAACAUUCGAUUCAGAACGCGUAUUUGAAGUGUAUCGAGAAGAGUGAGCAUUUCGUUUACAUCGAAAACCAGUUCUUCAUCACGAGCACGGAUGUCGAUGGUGAGAUGAUCGAGAACUCCAUCGGAGAUGCGUUGGUUGAGAGGAUUGUCCGCGCGUACAGGAAUGAUGAGCACUGGCGAUGCGUGUGUGUUAUUCCGCUCAUGCCUGGGUUCCAGAAUACUGUCGACGCAGCGGAUGGUAGCAGUGUGCGUUUGAUCAUGCAUUGUCAGUAUCGCUCUAUCUGUCGUGGACCGAACUCAAUUUUUGGUCGGUUAGCGGUGGAGGGGAUCGAUCCGGAGGAUUACAUCACUUUCUUCGGAUUGAGGGGAUGGGGCGAGGUCGGUACCAACAAUACGUUGGUGACGGAGCAGAUUUAUAUUCAUGCGAAGACAAUGGCCGUGGAUGAUCGUGUCGCCAUCAUCGGGUCUGCGAAUAUCAAUGAGAGAAGUAUGCGUGGAAACAGAGACUCCGAGGUCGCAGCUGUGAUCCGCGAUACGGAUUUGCAGGAGAGUAUGAUGGGUGGAAAACCCUACCUCGUCGGACGAUUCGCACACUCGUUGAGGAUGAGGUUGAUGAGGGAGCAUCUGGGUGUUGACGUUGAUGGUAUUGAGCAGGAGGAGCGGCAAAUGGAUGGAUUGGAUAAGAAGGCUACGUGGCAGGAUGUAGAUGAGUGGCAUCCGGACCGUGAGGAGGGGAUUGGUGGGAAGGGAGCGGUGGAUUUGCAGUCGAACCCGGAUGACGCGUUGUCAGAUGUUAUGAGCGAGCGGACUGGACAUUCGUUUAACCAUGAUGCUGACGAGCUCGAGGGUCCGGAGAAUAUCACGAGUGGCAAGCCGAAGAGUGGGGACGCGCGUGUUACGAACAACGCCGAUCACAGGCGUAGUGUCGCUGGUGCGACGGAGCAUGACGCUGCCGAGCACGAGCGGAAGCAGAAGAAGGGGAUGUAUGGUGGUCCUCGAGCGCGCGAGUUUAAGAACUCUGGUGAUUGUGCUCUUGACCCGGCUAAUGCGGAGCAUGUUAAGCUCGUCGAAGAGAAUGGAAAGGUCGUGGAUGCUACGCUUGAGCCGGUCACAGUCGCCGAGUAUGGAAGUGUCUCUACGGAUGGUGUUCAGCUCGCGGGUGGUAUCCCUGGCGUUAUGGAGAGAUCUUCGAAGCCCAGAAGUUCUUUGGAAAAAGUCGAGGUCAGAAGGACUAGCGUGGACAAGCUGGGAGACGGUAAAGGAAGCGUGACACAAAGGGCUGGACACAACCGUCCUCCCAAUAUCUCGAUCACGAGUCCCGAGCCUGAACCCAAGCCCAAGGCGGACAAGGAGAGGCUCUCUCCACCCGAGCACAGGGGCCAUAGCCGCAACACAUCUUGGGGAUCUCGAGGCAGCGGCACUAGGAUUGACACACCUCCCAUCCACGUCUCUACAGUCACCGGCCGCACCAUCCCCAUCAUCAACCCCCACAACUUCCGUGACCCUCUUGCUGACGAAUUCUUCUUGGACGUCUGGUCCGCCUCCGCCCUAAACAACACCGAGAUCUUCCGCAAAGUGUUCAGACCGAUGCCAGACGACAACGUGCAGACGUGGAAACAGUAUAAACUGUAUAGCGCGUAUCAGGAACGGUUGGCGAUGGCGCAGGGUGCGAAGGAGGGGAAGAUGAAGGCACAGGAGGAGGCGCCGGGGCAUAGUGGGCCUGCUGGCGGGUUGGGGCAGGAGAACGAGAGGUUGGGGGAUGAGGCUAUACGGAGUCCGGUGCCGAUUGGCGAGGAUGGACAUGGUGGGUCCGCUUCUGGGCACCAGCGUGUGCGGUCACAGGACCUUAACGGGGUUUCGAGGUCUGGGAGUCAGUCUCACCGCGGCCGCAGGAGAGCCGGGACGUUGAGGAGGAGCGAUCUUGGGUGGACGACUGAGGACCUGAGUGAUCGCGAGAGCAUGAAGAAGAUGUUGGGUGAGUUGAGGGGUCAUUUGGUGCAGUGGCCUAUGCAGUGGUUGGUAAAGGAGGAUGAGGCUGGGAAUUGGUUGUACCCGGUGGAUCGAUUACCGCCGUUGGAAAUCUACGACUAA